Molecule: messenger RNA, 689 nt
Organism: Caenorhabditis sp. 36 PRJEB53466
Lineage: Eukaryota; Metazoa; Nematoda; Chromadorea; Rhabditida; Rhabditidae
Source: the annotation of a GenBank genome assembly
AUGCGUAAGUUUCCGUUGCCACGCCAUCUCCUUCACUCCUCGUUUGUUUCAGAAAGUUCUUUAGCGAUAGAGCAAGAUAAAAUAGAUAGUCUAUUGAAGCUUAAUGAUGAGAAUUGCAAGAAUCUUCGUAUUUUACUGCAAAAGAACACACAAAGCGUGAUACACGUUAAUGAUUUGAUGAGUGCGAGAGUGCAUCGGAUUUCUGAAAAACGAACGGCAUUCAAUCAGAGAUUCGAUACGGUCCAUCGUAAUAAUCAAAAAGUUUACCGUUGGUUGUUUUUAAUUUACAAUAGUUUACGUUUUCAGUUGAUUGGCAAAAUCAGAGAAAAUCUUGUCGAAAUAGAUUUUGAAGGAAACGAGACACUCCGAGAAUACGAAGACAUCCGGCGGAAAGUCAGUGUGGCCAAACGGCACAUGAGAGGAUUCGGGUUAACUCGUAGUUUGGGGCUGAAGCUGUACAAUUAUGCACUCUCCUGGCUCAUAUCACUUGGACUGUACAAACCGCCGAAGAAUCCGUUGAAAGAGACGAAGAAGUGCGCGGGACUUCUGUACGUGAUCAAAUUUUCUUGAUUUAGACGAAUAAACUUUUCAGGCAAGUUUCCCGAUCCGAACACGUUCUCACUUUGUCUCUGCAGCCGGAAUUGAAGACGAACCCCGUGACCGACCAGAAGAAGAAAAAGAAACAAUAG